AUGGCAGAAAUCCAAAGACGAGUGGAGACGGGCGACAUGCUGCAUUAUAUGGAUGACAUCCUAAUUGGCAGCAAUUCUUUCGACGAAAUGUAUACAAAGCUUUAUCGUAUACUCCAAGUACUACGCACCUGUGGAUUCACAUUGAACCCGACAAAUGUCACUGAAGUACGCAAAUUCUUAGGUCUCAGUGGCUACUUCCGAAAAUUCGUCGCUGGUUAUUCCAUUGUUUCUGAGCCGUUACGCAAAUUGCUACGCAACGACACCGCAUUCGCAUGGGGACAACAGCAAGAGUCAGCAUUCAACGAACUCAAAACCGUAUUAUCAUCGAAACCAACCAUGCAAGUCGAAAAUGGACAACUGCGUCCGAUCUCAUACUUUAGUCGCUCUACUACAGACAACGAAAAACGUCUCCAUAGCUAUGAACUCGAAGCAUUAGCGAUUGUGGAAUCAUUGGAAAGAUUCAAAUACUACGUAUACGGAAAGAAGAUCAAAGUUAUCACUGAUCGCAAAGCUUUACGAAGAACAAUGGAGAAACGAGAGCUCAUACCACGCAUUUCCCGAUGGUGGUUGAGAAUCCAAGAACUCGACAUUGAAAUUCAACAUCGACCAGGAGCUCGUAUGGCCCAUGUCGAUGCGUUGAGCCGUGCACCUUACGAAGAGGCACACGAAAGCUACAUCAACUCAUGUGUGGGUUGUGCUUUAAAUAAAACCCCUGGCGGCCGACAUGAGGGUCGAUAUCACUACGACAACGCUAAACCAAUACCGUUUACGACAAUACACAUUAAUCGUUUGGGUCCGUUCCCAAAAAGUUCAAAACGCAACGAGCAUGUGUUGGCAAUUGUAGAUUCAUUCGCCAAAUUCACAAUCCUACGAGCUGCCAAGAGUACUGCAAUAAACCAUGUAAUCCCGGUAUUGUUAGAGAUCACGAGCUAUCUGGGAAUGCCUGAACGUAUCAUAUCCGACCGAGGAACGGCCUUCACUUCAAAAGCGUUCCAAAAGUUUUGGAAUGAAAACAACGUCAAACAUAUUCUCAACGCAGUGCAGACGCCACGCGCUAACCGCGUCAUCUUAUCCAUAUAUAUACAAUGGAGCAUUAAUACCAUCCCGAAUAAAACCACAGGUUGUACACCAUUCCGACUACUUUAUGGGUACGUGUCACGAGACAUCCUGCAGAAUCAACUUAUCCAGGCACUUCAAGAAGAUGAUGGGGACCUGAUAAACGACACCGACCUGCAACUAUUACGAGUCGACACCGCUCAACCAAUAAACGACACGUACAACGAAGGUGAUCUCGUAUUGACUACAAACGAACCAAUAAGCUCUGGUACAUCACGUAAAUUAGAACCACGAUUCAGGGGACUGUUUAUCAUCACCAAAGUCCUGCCAAAUGAUCGUUAUGUAAUUGAAGACUUACCUCAUGCCGAACGAACACAACGUCAAUACAAAGCCGUAUUUGCAUCAGAUCAACUUAAAACUUGGUGCAUGUUACCACCAGAUGAUCCAGACGACAUAGACGACAAAGAUGAGAGCACCAUGGGCGAGGGCGCCACAUUGGGUCAGGAAAGCCGACUGUAA
Bactrocera tryoni is the source of this 1575-nucleotide messenger RNA. RefSeq lists its product as uncharacterized. Gene Ontology annotation, molecular function: nucleic acid binding. The coding region runs from base 1 to 1575 and encodes 524 amino acids. Gene Ontology annotation, biological process: DNA integration. The record is from RefSeq and is a predicted model, not a curated record. The transcript has 5 exons. NCBI's taxonomy places the organism in Eukaryota, Metazoa, Arthropoda, Insecta, Diptera, Tephritidae.